This is a messenger RNA of Piliocolobus tephrosceles (Ugandan red Colobus), 2150 nucleotides long. It is a transcript of the gene PLCZ1, whose product is annotated as phospholipase C zeta 1. The record is from RefSeq and is a predicted model, not a curated record. Gene Ontology annotation, biological process: positive regulation of cytosolic calcium ion concentration involved in egg activation; lipid metabolic process; intracellular signal transduction. The transcript is spliced from 15 exons. Gene Ontology annotation, cellular component: nucleus. Gene Ontology annotation, molecular function: phosphatidylinositol-4,5-bisphosphate phospholipase C activity; calcium ion binding. Lineage: Eukaryota; Metazoa; Chordata; Mammalia; Primates; Cercopithecidae. The coding region runs from base 265 to 2091 and encodes 608 amino acids.
ACAAUGGGUAUUCAGACCAAAAGGAAAAAAUGACAGUCACCUGACAGUGUGGUGCCCAGCCAACCAGCUAUACCUAUUUUGAAGAUUUUAAGAACUUAGCCUCCUGAACAGUCUUCUUCGAAAGUGAAAAGUGGUAACAGCUGAGGAGUAUCAAGAAAUUAUUUUCUGCAAAGGGGCAGAGUUAAUUGUAUUUGGAACCCGUAACAGUACCUAUUGGGGAAAGACUUCUAAGUGAGGAGAAACGGCUCUACAGGUCAUGAAACUAUGGAAAUGAGAUGGUUUUUGUCGAAGAUUCAGGAUGACUUUAGAGGUGGAAAAAUUAACCUAGAAAAAACUCAGAGGUUACUUGAAAAAUUAGAUAUUCGGUGCAGUUAUAUUCAUGUGAAACAGAUUUUUAAGGACAAUGACAGGCUGAAAAAAGGAAGAAUCACCAUAGAAGAAUUUAGAGCAAUUUAUCGAAUUAUCACGCACAGAGAAGAAAUUGUUGAGAUUUUCAACGCAUAUUCUGAAAACCGGAAAAUUCUUUUAGAAAAUAAUCUGGUUCAAUUUCUGACACAAGAACAAUAUAUAGCUGAGAUGAGUAAAACUAUUGCUUUUGAGAUCAUUCAGAAAUAUGAGCCUAUCGAAGAAGUUAGGAAAGCACGCCAAAUGUCAUUUGAAGGUUUUGCAAGAUACAUGGAUUCACGUGAAUGUCUACUAUUUAAAAAUGAAUGUAGAAAAGUUUAUCAAGAUAUGACUCAUCCAUUAAAUGAUUAUUUUAUUUCAUCUUCACAUAACACAUAUUUGGUAUCUGAUCAAUUAGUGGGACCAAGUGACCUUUGGGGAUAUGUAAGUGCCCUUGUAAAAGGAUGCCGUUGUUUGGAGAUUGAUUGCUGGGAUGGAGCACAAAAUGAACCUGUUGUAUAUCAUGGCUACACACUCACCAGCAAACUUCUAUUUAAAACUGUUAUCCAAGCUAUACACAAGUACGCAUUCAUGACAUCUGACUACCCAGUGGUGCUCUCUUUAGAAAAUCACUGCUCCCCUGCCCAACAAGAAAUAAUGGCAGACAUUUUGCAGACGACUUUUGGAGAGUCCUUGCUUUCUGAUAUGCUUGCUGAUUUUCCUGAUACUCUACCAUCACCAGAGGCACUAAAAUUCAAAGUAUUAGUUAAAAAUAAGAAAAUAGGAACCUUAAAGGAAACUCAUGAAAGAAAAGGUUCUGAUAAGCGUGGAGACAAUCAAGACAAGGAAACAGGGGUAAAAAAGUUAUCUGGAGUAAUGCUUUUCAAGAAAAAGAAGACCAGGAAGCUAAAAAUUGCUCUGGCCUUAUCUGAUCUUGUCAUUUAUACUAAAGCUGAGAAGUUCAAAAGCUUUCAACAUUCAAGAUUGUAUCAGCAAUUUAAUGAAAAUAAUUCUAUUGGGGAGACACAAGCCCGAAAACUUUCAAAAUUGAGAGUCCAUGAGUUUAUUUUUCACACCAAGAAGUUCAUUACCAGAAUAUAUCCCAAAGCAACAAGAGCAGACUCUUCUAAUUUUAAUCCCCAAGAAUUUUGGAAUAUAGGCUGUCAAAUGGUGGCUUUAAAUUUCCAGACCCCUGGUCUGCCUAUGGAUCUGCAAAAUGGGAAAUUUUUGGAUAAUGGUGGUUCUGGAUAUAUUUUGAAACCACAUUUCUUAAGAGAGAGUGAAUCAUACUUUAACCCAAGUGACAUAAAAGAGAGUAUGCCAAUUACACUUACAAUAAGGCUCAUCAGUGGUAUCCAGUUGCCUCUUACUCAUUCCUCAUCUAACAAAGGUGAUACAUUAGUAAUUAUAGAAGUUUUUGGUGUUCCAAAUGAUCAAAUGAAGCAGCAGACUCGUGUAAUUAAAAAAAAUGCUUUUAGUCCAAGAUGGAAUGAAACAUUCACAUUUAUUAUUCAUGUCCCAGAAUUGGCAUUGAUACGUUUUGUUGUUGAAAGUCAAGGUUUAAUAGCAGGAAAUGAAUUUCUCGGGCAAUAUACUUUGCCACUUCUAUGCAUGAACAAAGGUUAUCGUCGUGUUCCUCUGUUUUCCAGAAUGGGUGAGAGCCUUGAGCCUGCUUCACUGUUUGUUUAUGUUUGGUACGUCAGAUAACAGCUAAUGAUAAAUGACAUAUCAUUAGCUAUGCAUUGCAAUAAAAUAGCCAAAAUGAA